UUUUUUAUUACCUUCACUUUGGUGGCGUCUAGUUUUCAAUACUUUGAUGCAAUAGGCCCCGUAAUGAAAAUAAUCUGAAGCCAGGAACGGACCGAGUUUUAUGCGGGCCAGGCGCCCGUUUCUCGAAACACCCGAGAAUUCCCGGGCCCGAAAACUUUAUUUUGCAUUUUUGCCCUCGCUGCGCAUGCGCCAGUCUUUAAGUGGUCGAUUGAUAAGCCUUUAGCUUUAUUAUUCACCGACAACGCACCCCAUAAUUCACAUCUUCUGAGUAAGUAUUAUUUUUAAUACAACUCAGGGGUGAAAUCACAUGCACCAAAAUGUACGGCAGAAUUAAAUCACGCUACAACUCGAUUCCAAUAGACGUUUUGUUUUAUGCUGUGUUUACACUUGAGCGUCAACCUAGGUUCAGUUUGUGGUUUAACUGAACCCCGGUUAGGAGAAAUGCGUCUACACUUGAAAACCUCGGUUGAUCAUUCAGCUGGAACAGCGCCGGUGUUAUUAAUUUGAAUUCUGAGGUCAAAUUGCUGCUCUGCGAUUAUUGUGAUUUUCCUGGCCGUUCUUGUUCUUCUGUGUGGCUUCUGCUUGAGAUUCACUAUAAUUCAAGAUGAUCUUUUAGGGACCACCUUACCUGAUGUUUUCUCUUAUGUUUGUCGUUUUCGUUGAGUUUUUUUGUGCUAGUACGUUAGGGAUUCGCAGUCCCUUUACUUGAAAACAAGUUUGUUGUAAAGUAUUGUGUAAAAUGUCCAGCAAAAUGCGCAGAUCUAGAAAACAUGUGGUAAUCUCAUGACUAUUGAGUAAACACUAUUUGAGAAAUGACUGACAUCGGAAAGCGAUAGCUGACAAGAACUGUCAACAGAUUUGCCUGUAACCUCGGUUGAGUAAGCUAACCAUGCCUCCUGGAAUGGUUGAGCUCAACCGAACCUAGGUUGCGGAUCCUUUGUAAUUGCCGGCACAUAAGUGGCUAUUUCGAGCGUGUUCACACACACUUCAAAUCUAACCUAGGGUGGGUAGUUACUCGACCUAAGUUGGACGCUCAAGUGUAAACACAGCAUUAAUCACUUUUGUCUUAUUUAAUCACCUAAAUAAUAGCAUUUGUCCCCUUGGUGAGACAAUUCAGUUCCGUUAGCUAAUGAUGUGCUAACGAUAAUAGUAUGAAAGCUCUUGGAGUAAACAGACCAAUAGAGAGGCGCAGUUAGUUUUGACAGAACGAUUUUGUGUCUGCAUUUCGCGGGAUAAGAUAAAGACAAAUAAUGAAUUCGAAUGUUUCACCUCAUAUCCGUUUUUAAGCCCUGUGUUGAUUGACUAGACAUGGAUGACUAGCUAAAUUGCUUUUUGCAUUUUAAGAGUCUUCAUCAUAUAGUGAUGGCCGCCACAGGGGUUAUUUUCAAAUGGUUGUGCGGUCUCUCUCUCCCGCUUCUUGCGAUUUUGCUCUUCAAGCGCCACAGAAGGCGAUUGCGAACCAACCCUGAUUGUGAGGGGGGUCUAGAGCCUAGGGAUCCAGGUUGCAAAUGUUCGCCAAGAACCAAAGUGACCUUUAUUACGAAAUAAAUAACGUGAAUGAACUUGCUAAAAGUUUAAAAUGGGCGGACGCUGCGCGUCAAUCGAGGAGGGGACUCCUAUAGAAACAGACGGGGUUAUCGUCAGCAAAAUCAAUUUUAACCCUAUGGGAUAGCACUUUGGGUGUAGCCAACAGCAAUUGGUAGAAAGGGUAAGAAUUUAGUAGAAUUUUAUACCCUAAAAGAUAUAACGAUCAACCCGUCUACUGUUAUGGAGAGUCCACCCCCGAGAGGGGGGGGGGCCUUAAUGCAUAACUUCGUGUUGUCAUUUCGUUGCGUGUAGGCUUGUGGGGCCUGGUGAACAAUGCCGGCGUGUUUAUACCUGGUCCAGUGGAAUGGAUGACAGUGGAGGAGUAUAAACAAAUUGCGGAGGUUAAUCUCUGGGGCACAGUGCGCAUGACCAAGGCUUUCUUACCCUUGUUGAAGAGGGAGAAAGGGAGAGUGGUGAACAUUAGCAGUGUGGCAGGAAUGGUACCACUUCAACGCUCGUCUGCUUAUUGCAUUUCCAAGUUUGGCGUAUCUGUAUUCUCGGAUGCGCUAAGACGUGAAAUGAGCCCCUGGGGAGUAGGGGUGGUGCUGGUUGAGCCAGGGGCAUUCAAGACACAGGCCACAGAUCCCAAAGCUACCAAGGAGAACAUCAAGGGAUUCUGGGAUCGAUUGGAUCCUACUACACGGGAGGAAUAUGGGCAGGACCAUUUUCUGUCAGUGUGUACGAUGCUGGAUUACCAUCUGUCCAAGUCCUCCACGAGUCUGGAGAGUGUCUCACAUGUUGUGCACGAUGCUUUAACAUCACGUGACCCUAAAACUCGCUAUCAAGUCGGCGUGGAUGCUUGUCUGUUUCGCCUGGUUGCUGCUUUGCCUACGGUUAUCAGUGAUUUCGUCCUGUCGAAGCUUAUAGAAAGAGUUGAAAUCCCUCCCCAAGGUUGCUAACUGCAGAUAUACUAUGGGUACAUACAGGCUAUACCUGUGGGAGAAGGGUUGACAUAAAUAAUGACAAAUCUUGAAUGGACGAUAGUAAUGACAAAGGCAACACCACACAGAUAUACCAGGUAUAGGUGCUCUGAGUUUGACUUGGGUGUGGGAGGGGGGGGGGGGGCGCACACAGGGCCCUCCCUAUAUUUUAUCCCCAUAAUACCCACUAUAAGAAAUGGGAUGCUCUAAUGUCGAUACUAUCAUGUCGAUUCUAUCAUGAUUACCGUUUUUUGUGCCGCUUCGCUUUUCCAUGUGUGUAUUUCCUGUCUGUGUUUUGUGUCCCCUCAUCUUUUCUUUUGCAUGCUUUUCAAAUGCUAUUCACUUUAGAAAAAAAAAACGAAGGAAAAGAAAAAUAACAACGAAAAAAGGAUUAAAAAGAGGAAAAAAAGGAAAAGAAAUAACGAAAAGGAAAGAAGAAAAAAACAAAAUAAAACAACAAAUACAAAAAAGGGGUUGAGAAGAAAAAAAAGAGCAAAGAAAGGAAAAAGGCAGGUCAAAUAUAUGUAGUGUAAUUAGUGUAGUAUAAUAAAAAAAAAUACAGACAGAGGAUCAGUGAUAUCAUUGAUUAGGGCUCAUGUGCAAAAUAUAAGCCAUGUUCAAAUUAGAAAAAUAAGAACGUCACAUUUUUUAAGAACAAUUUAUCAACAUUUUUGAAGGAUCUUGUAACAAUAUAUUCAGUUGAAUCAAAAUCCUAUAGAUGUAGCUACUUUAAAAUAUCAAUGAGCUAUACCUUUUUACAUGACCAAUAUUAGCCAAUUCUACAGUAUCAACUAAAUAACUAUAUAAUUAUAUAAUUAUACAGUAUAAAACCACCACCAUAAAUGGCUACCAAUUAAUUACUUUUGUAUAUACUAUUCACUAUGUAAGCAAACUAAUUAACACUACCUAAUAAAACCAUUUUUGUGUAGUUUAAUAUUCAACCAUGUACCAAGUAACAUUAACAUUUAACAUUCAACCAAGUAACACUACUAACUAUCUGUGUAUAUAUGAAAAUACAGUACCUCCACAUACAACCCUACUACUACUCUAUGCCAUUUGGAAAUCAUGAAAUUACUAGUGCUACCUUCAAAAAUCUCAAAAUGAAAAUGUGCCCAAAUAUUGCUUAUUGUUUAUACAAAAAAUGAUCAAUAUGCCAAGAAAGAAAGCACCAAACAACAUAUACAACUUUGUGAUUUCCAAAAAGAAGCAAUUAUUAUACAAAAUCAUCCAUGAAAAACUUAUCUGAGUAUAAUUUUGUGUCAGUGUAAGUGUUUUUAUCUCUUUCCAAAGAAAAAUCAUCCAUGAAAAA
Molecule: messenger RNA, 3816 nt
Organism: Nematostella vectensis (starlet sea anemone)
Lineage: Eukaryota; Metazoa; Cnidaria; Anthozoa; Actiniaria; Edwardsiidae
Product: D-beta-hydroxybutyrate dehydrogenase, mitochondrial
Exons: 3
Coding region: 1896-2486 (196 amino acids)
Molecular function (GO): oxidoreductase activity
Source: RefSeq, a predicted model, not a curated record